Carya illinoinensis is the source of this 2095-nucleotide messenger RNA. RefSeq names its product NEDD8-conjugating enzyme Ubc12. The transcript is spliced from 6 exons. The record is from RefSeq and is a predicted model, not a curated record. Bases 1056 to 1607 code for a protein of 183 amino acids. NCBI's taxonomy places the organism in Eukaryota, Viridiplantae, Streptophyta, Magnoliopsida, Fagales, Juglandaceae.
UCAUAGCUUUUGUUUAAGUAAGGUGGAUUUGUUUUGAAAGUAUUAUGUGGUAUGAAGACUUUCACGAAAUACCCUUGGUAAGGAGCUGUAAGUUCCUGAAUUGUUGUAUGAACCAUGUUAUUGGUUGGAAGCUUGAAUAGUUGUGAGAUUUUUUUGUUUCCAAACGGAUCUUUUGUUUCAUGUUCUACAAGUUGUCAUUUGCUAUAUAUACAGUCUUACGUAAUUGCAUUACUGUAGGAUCAUGGUAAUAUAUGGUGGGAGAUAUUCUUCUUGGUUUGCUGAAUUUUUGGUGGCCAUCAGGCUUCCUUGAUUGGGUAGUUUUGCUCAAGAAAUAUUCAUUAAGUUAUUUUUUUUUGAUAAAAAAAAAUUAUUCUGUUCAAUGGGUUUCUGAAGAAAAUUAAUUUUUUCAUGAGAAGUUAUUUUUUGUGUGUUUCUUAGCUAUAUCAAUACCUGCAUUUGUUUGGACGAUUUUUUCAUGCAUCAACAAUUCAACAUUGAGAGUUAUUACAUUGUACCCACAUUCACCCCAAUAUGCUCCAGGUUUUUUUCCUCUAGUUCCUGAGGAUAUUCUGGAGCAACUUGUGAGGCAGCUGAUAACAGUCUGUUACAAAAAAGAAAAGUUGCCUCAUCUGUUUAUUCUGCUAGUAUCAAGUGGAUAGUUGCUGGAUUAAUGUUUUACGUGCCUCAAGUAUGCCAGUAACUAGAUUGGCAUCAAUGCACCAUCCACUUAUCUAUCCAUGUGUCAAAGUAUUCUGUUGUAUAUUUAAUCCUAUCAGAAAAUCACUAAUAAUCAAUCAAAUUUGACAUGUGGAAUGAUCGAAAUGCUCAUGUAAGCUGCUAGAAGAAGUGCUUCUUAAAACAUGGUGAAAAUAUUAAGAGCACAUAUCUCAGAAGUGUGGCUGGAGUUGAGUGUGGCUUGAGUGAGAAUUUUGGGCCGGGUUCGAACGCUGGUCAUUCUCUUCAUGGUGAUCUCCUGUGUGCUGCUUCCUUGGUGUCUUAGUCUUUGAUGCUGCCACUUUUGUGAUGAUCUUUGGCAAUCAUGUGCAUUGUGAAAAAUGAUUAAGCUAUUUAAGGUGAAGGAAAAGCAAAAGGAACUUGCAGAGAGUGCUAAUGGAAAGUCAUCUAUCAAGAAGCAAAGCGCCGGAGAAUUACGUCUUCACAGAGACAUCAGCGAACUGAACAUGCCAAAAUCUUGUAGCAUAUCUUUCCCCAAUGGCAAGGAUGACUUGAUGAAUUUUGAGGUUACCAUUCGGCCUGAUGAAGGAUAUUAUCUAGGUGGUACUUUUAUGUUCACUUUCCAAGUCUCGCCUAUUUACCCUCAUGAAGCACCAAAGGUCAAGUGCAAGACAAAGGUGUACCAUCCUAAUAUUGACUUGGAAGGAAAUGUCUGCCUCAACAUUCUAAGAGAAGACUGGAAACCUGUGUUGAAUAUAAACACUAUAAUUUAUGGCCUAUUUCAUCUUUUCACGGAACCCAAUAGUGAAGAUCCACUCAAUCAUGAUGCUGCUGCAGUUUUAAGAGACAACCCGAAAUUGUUUGAAUCCAAUGUGCGAAGGGCAAUGACUGGUGGGUAUGUGGGGCAGACCCUCUUCCCACGAUGCAUAUAGCUGCCACUUGUGUUGCUAAACACCAACUUCAUCGCUUGAAGGUUCAAGGGCUGUAAAUUUGGUUGCAGAACUUCCCAGAAUGGUGCUGUUUGGACAGUUCUUCAGAAUGUAGAAGAAGCCCAGCAGAAGACGUUUGUAUGAUGUGUAACAUAGUGACAUGUUUGAGUUAUUGGUUGGGGACAUUUGAUUUUUUUUAUUGUAAUGCGAAUCACUGGGAUGAGACUUUAGUUAUGUAUUUAUUUCUUUUAUAGUUGGGGAAAACCAUGCCUUGUACUGCCUUGCUUGGGCAAAUGACGCUAAAACUCUGACUCUGUUAUUCACCUGUCUUCAGCAGCCUCGUUUCGUUGUUGAGCUCGAGUUCACGUAGCAUUUGUCCUCCUGUACGAGAAAAUGGAGGGAUGAAUCAUGAGAAUGGAGGCUGAGUUGUGGGUUGAAUACUUUUUACAUGUGUAAUUUAUCCAUUGAAAAUGUGCUAUGAUUUCUUUCUA